GGGCAACUCACUAGUUGGCCUGGACCAUGAGCAAUGAGUCUACAGUCUGGAACAUCCUACCAGAAAACUCCACUGUCGCAGUUGAAGCGGAGGAGCAGAGGAAUGGCUAUGUGCUCCUCUUGGUGAUUCUGUCCAUCUUUCUGGUAGGAACCCUCACCGUCACAUCCGUCCUCCUCAUCUUCUGCCGCCGCUGCUAUCAUGGAGGCAAAUGCUGUAGAAGGACCAGCGAUGACCCAGAGAAAACCACCACCACCUACAUGGAGGAGUCACACCCCACCCAUGAAAUCACCAUCAGGGUGGAUGAGUCAGACUGCCUGUCCAUGGCCAGUUCUCAUGACCAGGAGACGGAGCGCUUCCUGUCCACGGGCACCACCGGCCGCCGCGUGUCCUUCAAUGAAGCUGCACUGUUUGACCACAGCAAGAAAGCUCAGGAAAAGGGGCGCAGGUACACUCUGACAGAGGGUGACUUUCAUCACCUGAAGAAUGCGCGGCUCACAAACCUCAACAUCCCGUCUCCAGCUUUGAAGAUCGUCACUAUCCAUGAGUGUGACUCUGCUGAAAACACCAUCACCAUGACAACGUGCCCACCUGCCAAAUCUGCACUCUCCAUCUUUCAGCCAAUGCUGUGUCCCUUGCCACAGACAGCUCUGACCAGUCUAAGCCCCAGUGGUGCGCUGCCUGGAGAUGCUCUUAACUCUGUGGUGGACACCAACUUCAACCAGAAGAUCAUGGCACUGAGCCCCAAGGACAAACACCUGAGCUCUAUUGAGAUGAUGGCAGCUGGGGCCCGGGGCAGCAGCAGCAGUGUCACUGAGGGACCUCAUGAGGGGACCAGCACCCCCCCUCUUAUCAGCGGAGCAGGGACCCAGGGGCCCAUGCUCCAGUUCUUCACCAAACUGAGGCGCCAUGCCAGUCUGGAGGGAGCCAGUCCAUACUUGAAGAUCAAAAAGUGGAAGCUGGACAGCAGCCAGAGAGCCUCCAGUCUGGACACAAGAGGUUCACCAAAGAGGAGGCAGUUCCAACGCCAGAGAGCAGCUAGCGAGAGCAUGGACCAAGAUGAUAGUGAUACACACCACAUAGACCUUAUCCAGUACAUCGCCCGCACCCGGGACACCCCCUACAGGCCAAGCCAAACCAGCACGCGGCUCCUCUCCCCUCCCUCCACUCCACCUCCCUCACUCGGCAGGGUAGAGGUGGAAGUCAUGGUGGAACCAAGCUCCAGCCAUGAAGGACCAGGGGUGAUUGGCCUAUCUCCUGAUCCCCAAGAUGAAGCACUGUCCCUGGAGAAGAGGGAAACCCCCAACUCCUUGGACAUGGCUGAUUCCCAGGACCCCCAUACACUUUACAGAGACAUCUGGACGCUGCGUGCCACACUGGAGCAGUACGCUGCCUCUGACCAAAGCAGCAACAACGACAGGAACUCUGUGUGUAGUGAUGCUGACAGUGUGUGCUCGCUGGGAGGGCGCACUGAGGCUGAAAGGGGGGGGCUGCCCAGCUGCCCAUCCCAGGACUUAGGAGACGAUGCAGAGUGUGGUGAGGAGGAGAAAGAGUUUUUUAUGUUUACAGAGGAGAAAUUGGAGAGGAAAGAAGUAAGAAAACGCAAACAGGAGAGCACUGAUUCAGAAAGAGGCAGUGACGGAGAAACAUCAACUCGUAAACUGCUGCAGAUGGACAGUGGCUACGCCUCUAUAGAGGCUCCAUGUCGUGGUCCUGAGGAGUUCAGACUGUUUGGCAGUGGCAGCAGCAGUCCCAAGGACAGAACAGCUCAUGAGAAGAGACACAAUUUCACCCGUGCAGGACGCUCUGGCACUAUCGGGGAGAGUUUUGAGUCUCAUCUCUUUGAGGAGGAUCCUGACGAUGAGCUCUCGGGGGCCAGCGGAGGAGUCUCCAUCGAAACAGGUGCCAGUUCUUUGAGCUGGCAGCCAUACGGUCAAAUGCUUAUACCUCGAGAAGCAUCUCAGCCUUCAUUCAGUCCUCCUGCUUUGCAUCGUCGAGAUUACAGCAUAGACGAAAAAACAGAUGCACUCUUUCAUGAAUUCCUCCGCCAUGAUCCCCAGUUUGAUUUACAGGACUCACCGCUCAAAAAACACAGGUCAAGGAUUCACCUCCGAAAGCAGUGGCAGCGGCACAAGCAGUGGAGCGAUCCUGGAGUCAGACAUUUUCAUUCAUCUUUUGAGAGACAAAGAACUCCUCUUAGACGAGGCGAAAGUGUUAAUUACCCCAUAGACACGAGCUACCACAGCACACUGCCUCGGAUUGUCAGCGCACCUGAUGAGGAGAACAGCGAGGGGACCGGCAGCACUCCACAAACUCCAAAGAUUGUAACCACCGCUACUAAGGAUGAAUCAAAGGAUCAGGAAGCUACCAUCACCUCUGCAUCUCCUCCACCCUCUCACACAGACCAUGACCCCCCUGAACAUGAAGAAACCAAACAGUCCUCCAUACCACCCGAGCCUCCAGAUGAACCUUCCCGGGCCCCUGACUCCUCUGGGUAUGGCCCUCAAACCAUAACAGCAGAGCUAACAGACAAACUAAGCAUUCAUCUUGACGAAAGGCUAUACAUAGGCCUUCGACGAACCAAGGACUCCGCUGCAGCUGAGUGUGUGACAGUAACAGCCACACACACCUCCCCUGACCACAGCCCAGUGUAGCAGGGCUCAAGAGCUCCUAGUCACUCCUGUGAUAUUUCAUUCUGUUUAGAUGUCUCUGUAUACUAAGGCUGGACUGAAACCACCAGAAAAUAACUACAAAUUAAUUUCCCAAGUAAUGUUUCCUUAAUACUAUAUAGUAUACCCUCAAUUUGGACUCAUAUACACUCAUAUAUGUUUGUAUUUAUUCACAAACAUAUUUCUCAAACAUAUUUAAUAUUUCUGUGUGCCUGUACUGUGUUCGGGGUGUUUAGUUUUAGCUCAUUUCCUGCGCUCAAAGUAAAAGUGAAUAAGUGCAGGUAAAUGUGUUCAAUCAUCCACUGUGAAACCUGGUGCUAUUAGGAAAUAGACAGCUUCACUUUCGGACACGACCUGCUAGAGUGCAUAGAACAUAAGCAAGGUAAUCUGUGCGGUAAACGCUUAGUAAAUGCUCAGAAAUAUUCAAGUAAUCUUUGCCAAUAUCACUUUUUUGUUUAAUGUUUUUGUAUAUCUUCAGUUUAUUUAAUGAGUUUCCAUUGUGAUGGUUC
Molecule: messenger RNA, 3175 nt
Organism: Periophthalmus magnuspinnatus
Lineage: Eukaryota; Metazoa; Chordata; Actinopteri; Gobiiformes; Gobiidae
Gene: cbarpb
Product: CACN subunit beta associated regulatory protein b
Exons: 9
Coding region: 27-2651 (874 amino acids)
Biological process (GO): negative regulation of calcium ion-dependent exocytosis; negative regulation of voltage-gated calcium channel activity
Cellular component (GO): secretory granule; plasma membrane
Molecular function (GO): transmembrane transporter binding
Source: RefSeq, a predicted model, not a curated record